Molecule: messenger RNA, 1343 nt
Organism: Austrofundulus limnaeus
Lineage: Eukaryota; Metazoa; Chordata; Actinopteri; Cyprinodontiformes; Rivulidae
Product: protein FAM98B
Exons: 8
Coding region: 80-1096 (338 amino acids)
Cellular component (GO): tRNA-splicing ligase complex
Source: RefSeq, a predicted model, not a curated record
UAAACUUUGUAAACAAGCCUGAACUUUUACUUGCUCAAUGAGCAGAUUUACAGAUAUUGGUGUAAGUUAAUUGUUAUCAAUGGAGAGAAGUGUGCGGACAGUUUCAGCUAUUAAAGCUCUGGGGUACCCGGGCAGCUCCUGUGUCUCACGGUGCGAGUGUGAUGAACUCCCCUGUCCGCUGCUCACCUGGCUGUCUGCUGAGCUCAGGACUCUACUUCCCGAGCUCCAAGCUGGCUCGGGUGAGGUGUUGUUGGUGGAAGAGUUGAGAAACUUGCUAUCAGACAUGUUUUCUCCACUCGCCRUUGUGACCUCUGAUGUGCUGGAACCGUUGAUCCUCAACAACAUCACUGAGUUCCUUAUGUCAGAGUUGCUAGCAGCUCGCAUAAUCAAGCACAAAAGUUUGCACCCAGAGGAGAAUUUGACUGGAGAGGAGUCUGUGAAGGAGCAGCGAGUCGAGGAUCAAAGCUGUGAGUUUUGUGACGUCGACGACUCGGACAAUAAAACGGCGGAGAUGCAGGCAGAAUGGAUUUUACUGCUGCGAUCACUCGGUUUGGACGCCUCUUCUCAGUUUGAAGAUACACAGACUGAGGUGAAGUCGAGGAUUGAUCGUCUUCCAGGUGGAGACAUGACGAACCCUCUUCUCACCGCCAGCCUCAGCUCAGACCAGUGGGUGGAAGUGAAGAAGAUCAACCAGGUUCUGUCAGAGGACUACAGGUGCCGGCGACAGAUGAUGAUCAAACGUUUCCAGGUCACGCUCGAGUCGUUUGCGUGGGGAGACAAACAAAAGGAGCGCAGAGCAGCACUUGCCUCGGUGCCUCCUCUUGUAUCCCUUGCAGGAGGCUUCCAAGUGUCUUUAUCUCAUCUGCUGGCUGCCAGAGAAGAUCAGUCCUUCAUUGAACCAAUCAAAGCCGGAAAGAGCACUCCGGUUUACAAAAUAUUGAUGGGCAGUGUACCAGACAGAGGAGGACGGCCGGGAGAGAUUGAGCCUCCGAUGCCAACAUGGGAGCAACGAAGAACCCAUGGAAACAGAGGAGGAAGAGGAGGUGGAGGUGGACAGCAUCAGAGGCAAAAAAAGAAAAAAGGGAACAAAGAAUAGCCGGCCUCUUUAGUUACUAAAUAAUUUGAUAAUUAAAUAACACUUUUUWAAAUAAACCGUCAGAGUCAAAUAAAGUUAUAGAACGUUGAGUUUGAUAUAAUUUUUAGUGACAAAUUUAUGUAUAGUUUGUAAUUUUAUGUACAUASUGACGGUGUAUGUUUCUAAAGUACUGUAAAGCUCGUAAUUGGAGCCACGUACUGGCGACUGGCCAGAUAUUUCUGUAAAAUUUUGUUCAUAUGAAAAAAAA